AUGAGUUCCGAAGAAAACGAGAGCCCAGAAAACGCUGGUACACCAAUCGUCUUUGAAGACUCCCCAACGACGUCGGUCAACGAGGCGAAGGAGAAAAUGGAAAUCAACGACGAUGAUUCUUUGAAAUCCCUUACUGGCGAUGUUGCAUCGACGUCGAGCAAUGCAAAGGAAGAUGAUGAAUGCGCUAUUUGUCGCGGAGAAAUUCUGGACUGUUCAAGGCUUGACGGCUGCUCUCAUGAGUUCUGCUUCGAAUGCAUAUCACGCUGGUGUUCGCAAGGAUCGACUGCGCUUUGUCCAAUGUGCAAGGCGAAAGUUACGAUGAUCACGCACAAAUUGGAUACCGACACGCCGUUGACGACGACGGUGGAGUCUUUGAAGAGAUCAGUGCGGCCUCUGAAUACAGGAGCAACGCCGAUCGUCAGCGAGAAACGAGUCAUAAAUGUCGCUCUAAGAGCCUAUAGAAGAUCGUUGGCAGAAGUCGACAUUGAAAUAGAUAAGAUGGAAAGUGGAGUUCGUCGCAGAAACUCGCAAGCACUACAGAAACUCGAGGAAUCGAAACGAUUCCUCGUCGGGCAGGUAAACGGACUUCACAUGCUCAAGGAAGAUGUUUCAUCGGGAGUUCCGAAGAAUUUUAUUUUAUCGAAGCUCGAAUUUCGAAUGAUUUUAUACAGUGGAAUUAUACCUGUGAAAAUGCUUGGCCGAUCGACUUGGACCUUUCUGAGCGAUCAACAAUUGAGGGAAAAUCGAGAGCAUUUCCGUUCGGUGGUGGUCCAAUUUCUCACCGAAGAGCUGAAAGCGGUGCCGGUGGCCAAUAAAAAGCCGGCGAGCUACAUGGAUCGCGUGGUGACUUACGUGAGCUCAGCUAUUCACAUCGAUUCAGAGUUUGUCAACAAUCUCUACGAUGUGAUUUGUGAUCUUGGGAAUACUGUCAGCUUGAAGGAGUAUUUGAUAAAGAAGUUGAAUAUCAGCAAUGUAAAUGCAGAGACACUGUUGCGGCAGAUUUAUGGGCUCAUCGCGAGCCGCAAAUCGUUUUUGGAGUUUUGCAACGAGACAAGAUAUGAAAUUGAACGCGAAACUGUUUCAAGCGUUAUUCCAGCAAAUAUUUGGCCAAUCAUCUCGAAUCGCCAUUCAAAUCGAAAUAAUGGUAGUGUUUCAGCUUAUAUUACUCUAACCCGCAUUUCUACAGCAUCUACCGCUUCGAUGGCUCUGUCUGCAGCGACAUUUCCGUACGUAACGUCAAGAAACUUGUUGUCAGUGGUGAAUGCUUUUUUAGCUCUGCCAACCUCCAGCAGCAACGCUUCGGACUAUAGCUGGUCAGCGUUGACAAGUCUCAUGAAUCUUCCAACAACGCAAACUCAAGCCUUGCUCUCUGGUGCUCAACAAUCACAACCUCAAAAUCUAACAGUGCAGCCUGAACCACAAGCAUCACCAACUAUUGCAUCUCUAACACCACCACCACUAAUAACAUCUAGGGCGCAAUCUCAACCUCCCGGAGUUUCGUCUCAGCCAGUCGUUCGCAUCGACACGAUUGAUUAUGAGAAUAAUGAUCCGGACGAGGUGAUCGCGAUCGGUGAUGACGACGACGACGACGACAUCAACAUCGAUGGUGAUCACGAUUUCAAUGUGGAAAUUGUCACGUUGUCCGAAGGCGAGGAUGCGAAUGAAACGAUAACGCUGGAUGAUACGCCGGUGAGGGCGACUCAAUGCUUCCUGACGACAGCGCAAGAGGCGAAGUUGAGGAGCCGCGUUCGGCAACUCUGCGUCGAAUUUCAUUUGUCUGGCACAAAUGGAAGGGAAUAUUUGAUGAAGGCGAUCGACUCGCUCAUUCCACCAGCUGAGAAUGAAGAGCCAUCGAACGAUGUAGAGGAGGUUGACGAUGAUGAUAGCGCUGAUCAGCCAUCGACGAGUUCAACGCGUCUCCGAAAGCGAUUACGAAGAUAUGAAGAGCCUGAGAAGAAGAAGAAGAAGGCUGCUAGCAGUUCUAGUUAUACUCCUCCGCGAAGAAGGCGACGAAACUACUAG
Molecule: messenger RNA, 2022 nt
Organism: Caenorhabditis bovis
Lineage: Eukaryota; Metazoa; Nematoda; Chromadorea; Rhabditida; Rhabditidae
Source: the annotation of a GenBank genome assembly